UAUCAAUUCAUAUAGGAUAAAUGUUUUUUAAAACAAGCAUGUUCUGGGACAGCCUAUUGGCUGUACCAGAUUAGUGGGGCAAGUUCCCUUAAGAUCUAAUCAAUGGGGUUGUUUCCUUUAAUAUUAAUCAAGCAGCUUCAGGACCUAGAUUUUGGGAGCAUCUCAAACAUCCCUAUGACCUAGUUAACCACAUUGUGUAGCUAGCCUGCAGCCAUUUCAACAGGAACGACAACAUUUUUUGAAUCCAUUCGUCAAUCUCAUACAAUCGUAAGCCAUCAAGCCAUGGGAAAGACUCAGAAAAGACCAGGACAGGCUCGACAACCUGGCAAACGCCCGAGGCGGGCCCCAGCAAGGUUUGCAGAGGAAAAUGGCACGGAGGCCAAUUCCGAACCACAUGUUUUAGAGGAGCCGAGGAAUGAGAUGGCUAACAUCGUGGACAUGCCAACUGGAUCCUCAGGUAACACGUCAAGAUGUGGGGGGUCAGCCGAUGAGCUACCUGUCGAGUGGGUAACCGGUCCAGAUUGUGUGUCGGGCCCGGUGCCGGUUGUUAGUGUGUUUGACGCCAUCGGGGACCACGUUCCUCUAAAACUUAGAGAAAAAAUUUGGGCUGGGGAGUUUAUCGGUCUAGGUGUGCUUUUGAAAUCGGCAAGGGAUCUUACCAGGGAAAUGGACCAGGCGGGGGGCGAAAUAGUGAUGAAGGGUGGAAAACUGGUCGUUCAAAAACACCUGGAGUCGAGACCAAUUUAUAAUAUCAAUGUUUGGACCAGUGCUUUCAUGGUUUUCACGAGUAUAUUGCUUGAAAAACAACCCGGAAAAGCACAGGAGUUAUUAAAGUAUAUGAGGGAUAUAAGGCUGGCAGCAAACAGGUCUGGUUCCUCAUGGGUCAGGUACGAUGAACAGUACCGGAUUAAAAAAGUUCGAUAUCCAGGUUCUUCCUGGGGGGUAAUAGAUAGCGAGCUAUGGCUCCUUUACGUAACGUCGCAAAGAGCGAAUGCCCUUGCUGGCCAGCCGAGGGCUGGUAACGACAGUAACAUGUCUCCAGGGCGUACCACACAUGCAGGCAAUAUUUCGGGGGGUCACGAGGGCGACAAAAAACAAACGGACAAUUUUCGAGCCCAUGGAGCAGAAUGCUGGGGGUACAACAAAGGACAGUGUGCUUUCGGGCCUAGAUGUCGAUACAGACAUGCCUGUUCAGCAUGUGGGGGACAACAUCCACAAACGCAGUGUAGACAGAAACCCAGGGGAAACGCAUCUUCAUAGGCAGAACACGGGUUCAUUGUAUUCUUUAGGGAUGUCCCCAGUCAAUCUGACUCAUUUGACAAGGCUAUUGUUAUCUUACCCAUAUCAUAAUGUAGCAAAGGAACUUUUAAAUGGU
Molecule: messenger RNA, 1375 nt
Organism: Pecten maximus
Lineage: Eukaryota; Metazoa; Mollusca; Bivalvia; Pectinida; Pectinidae
Exons: 1
Coding region: 283-1260 (325 amino acids)
Molecular function (GO): metal ion binding
Source: RefSeq, a predicted model, not a curated record